AUGAAAUAUUAUAAAUUUGAUUUGAGAAAUUAUAUUACAAGAAGUAAAGACUUUUAUAAUAUUGAAUGGAAUAAAAAAUUAAAAAUACUCAGGUAUAUUGCCGAAGGACUUGAUCAUCUUCAUAAUCAAGAUAUUAUUCAUCGAGAUUUGCAUAGUGGAAAUAUUCUUUGUGAAAAUGAAGAUGAUGUAGUAAUAAGUGAUUUAGGAAUUAGUAAAUCGGCAUUGGGAUCCACAAAUGAUAGUAAUGUAUAUGGUAUUAUUCCAUAUAUGGCUCCAGAGAUUUUGCAAGGUAAAGAAUAUACUACAUCUUCAGAUAUUUACAGUUUUGGUAUGAUCAUGUGGGAACUUAUGACAGGUAGAUUACCAUUUGAGGAUCAAACUAAAGAUGUUGGACUUGUGAGUAAAAUAUGUUACGAUGGUCUUCUCCCUCCAAUAAUAGCCAAUGCACCUAAGGAUUAUAUUGAACUGAUACAAAAAUGCUGGAAUUCUGAUCCAAUUAAAAGACCAAAAGCUGCUGAUAUAAAUAAAAAGUUAUAUGAUAUAUUAGAAGAAGAAGUUAGUAAUCCAACAGAAAUUAUAAAAUCGUCAGAUAUUGCACCUAUAGAUAAUCCAAAAAGUAAACAAUUAAGCAAUGAAAUAUUUACGAUAAUUUCAACACUAGUGCCACUUUAUCCAAAAAAUAAUACAGGUGAAAAAAGAAUGAUUGAAAAUAAUCUGAUUGAAGAUACUAAUUGUGAAUUUUGUUAUAAAACGAAAGCAAAUGAAUUUGAAAUUGAUAUUUAAAAUGUAAAGUUUGAAUUAGUAGACUUAUUAUUUAUUAACUGUAUAUUGCAAAUAAAUUAUAUUUGAAUUCAUUAUUAUUUCUAAAUUAUGAUAUUACAAAUUCGUAAAUAUUAGUAUAGUACCUCCACCCUAUUACGUAAUUGAUUGUGAAACAUAGAUUAAAUAAAUUAGCCUUUUUUUUGACUUCAUUUUU
Molecule: messenger RNA, 976 nt
Organism: Rhizophagus irregularis DAOM 181602=DAOM 197198
Lineage: Eukaryota; Fungi; Glomeromycota; Glomeromycetes; Glomerales; Glomeraceae
Biological process (GO): protein phosphorylation
Molecular function (GO): ATP binding; protein kinase activity; protein binding
Source: RefSeq, a predicted model, not a curated record